AGGGGAGGGAACAGACCAGAUUGGUCAGCAGCUUUGAUUGACAGCUGUGCUGACCUCACAUCUCCGCCCCCACCAGCGGCUGCACCUUAAAGCCCUCAGCCUCAGCCUCAGCCGCUGCUUUCUGGAUCAUCCGGCUGCAGCUGCUCGACGUUUAGACAAAAACAGGAGAGGAUGACUGACCUGGAGACCUCCAUGGCGACCAUCAUCGCCGUGUUCCAGAAGUACUCGGAGAGAGAGGGAGACAAGCACAAGCUGAAGAAGAGCGAGCUGAGGGACCUGCUGCACGAUGAGCUGCCGGAUCUGAUGGCGCACGUCAAAGACCAGGCCACGCUGGACAGCCUGAUGGAGAGCCUGGACACGGACGGCGACGCCGAGUGCAACUUCCAAGAGUUCAUGACAUUCGUCUCCUUGGUGACGGUCUGUUGCCACGAGUUCUUUGAGCACGAGGACGACUGAGGACACGGAGACAAAAGGGUUGGCAGUGAACCUGAAGGAACUGUGAUGUGGCUGCUGGCACGAGGCCAUUCAGAAGGCGCCUCACUUUCUGAGUAGUUUCUACAAAGUGAUGAUGAAGUUAGGAAAGUAGUCUUUGGUAAGAUAAGCUAGAAACUUUCAAUGACCUGUUCUUGUGUUCUGUUUCCUUUAAAGUCAGUUAAACUUUUUUCUUAGUGAUUCUGAAAGUACUUUUUUCUCUUUGAGUUUAAGGUGGGGUCUUUUUGAGUAGAAGUUCUUGCUCUGAUACAAAUAAAGUAAGUGGUAAACUUCAAA
Oryzias melastigma (Indian medaka) is the source of this 768-nucleotide messenger RNA. It is a transcript of the gene s100b, whose product is annotated as S100 calcium binding protein, beta (neural). The record is from RefSeq and is a predicted model, not a curated record. Gene Ontology annotation, cellular component: nucleus; cytoplasm. Gene Ontology annotation, biological process: positive regulation of canonical NF-kappaB signal transduction; positive regulation of cell population proliferation. The transcript has 3 exons. Lineage: Eukaryota; Metazoa; Chordata; Actinopteri; Beloniformes; Adrianichthyidae. Gene Ontology annotation, molecular function: calcium ion binding; RAGE receptor binding; S100 protein binding. The coding region runs from base 172 to 456 and encodes 94 amino acids.